CUGUGGGGCUCCUGCUCAGCACAAGUUGCCCCAACAGCACAGUGAUCUGCUCGGAGAAAAGUUUUCACACUUCAAUGGGAAAGUUAGAGAUGAGCGCUUUUCUGUUACGCCUGUCCACAGAGCAACGAGGGAUUGGAUAUAAAAUCAGAGCGCGUGGAUAAAACACCAUUUAGGGAAUCUUUAGGUUGUUUUUCUUGGGAUUGAUUUGCUUUUCAUCUGAAGGUAUCGGGUCGUGUAUCUGGAGACAAUGCGUCCACUCACGCUGCCUCGCAGCUUAGUGAGGUUUUCGCUGCUUUUCCUGCUUUUUCUGGGACUGGAGCGUGGAUGCGGGGCCAGCACAGGGACGUGCCCCCCUCCCUGCGCCUGCUCCGGGGACCGUGUGGACUGCAGUCGGCUGAAAAGGGGCCGAAUUCCAGAGCCAAUCCCGGAGUGGACGGUCCAGCUAGACCUGAGUCUCAACAAAUUGCAGACGCUUGAUAAGAAUUUGUUUCAUCAGCUACAUCAUCUGAGAGAAAUAAAUUUAAAUCACAAUGAACUGGAGAUGAUACCGGAUCUGAGUCCCAGUGCUUCAAACAUCACAGCACUCUUUCUAGCAAACAACAGGAUCACCAGGAUCUCCGAGGAGCAGCUCAGACCCUUCUUCGCCCUGGAAACGCUGGACCUCAGCAACAACAAGAUUGUGGACGUAAAAGCCAGCUCCUUCCCCGCUCUGCCUCUGAGGAGCAUGUUCCUCAGCAACAAUCGAAUCUCCUCACUAGAGAAUGGCUGGUCCACCAACCUGUCCAGCACCCUGCAGGUUCUUUGGCUCAACCGCAACCGCCUCUCCUCUAUUUCAGCCAAGAUCUUCCAGCUGCCUAACCUUCAACAUCUAGAACUGAGCAGAAACCGGAUUCGCCGUGUGGAGGGUCUGACGUUUCAAUACCUGCCAGCUCUUCGUCUCCUAAAGAUGCAGAGAAACGGUCUGAAACGCCUGAUGGACGGAGCUUUUUAUGGCCUCGGCAACUUAGAAGUCCUGCAGCUGGACUAUAACAACCUGACGGAGGUGAGUAAGGGAUGGCUGUACGGCCUCCAGAGUCUACAGCAGCUCCACCUUGGACACAACUCCAUCAACAGAAUCCAAGCUGAUGCCUGGGAUUGCUGCCAGAAACUCAGCAAUCUCAACUUGUCCUCAAAUCAUCUGUCCAGACUGGAGGAAUCCAGUUUUGUUGGUCUGAGCCUGCUGGAUGAACUCCACAUAGGAAACAACCAUGUGAGCUUCAUUGCAGACAGGGCUUUCCACGGCCUCUACAACCUGCAGAUGCUGGAUCUCCAGGAUAAUGAAAUCUCCUGGACCAUUGAAGACAUGAACGGACCUUUCUCUGCUCUGGACAAAAUGAAAACAUUGUUCCUGCAGGGUAACCAGAUCCGCUCUGUGACCAAGAAGUCUUUCUCAGGCCUGGACGCGUUGCAGCACCUGGAUCUGAGCAACAACGCCAUCAUGUCCAUCCAGGCAAACGCCUUCUCUCAGAUAAAGAACCUAGAGGAGCUGCGUCUGAACACCUCCAGCCUCUUGUGUGACUGCCAGCUGAAGUGGCUUCCCAUCUGGGUGGCAGAGCAAACCUUCCUUCCCUGCGUCAAUGCCAGCUGCGCCCACCCGCAGAUGCUGAAGGGCAGGAGUGUCUUUUCUGUCAGCCAGGAGGAGUUUGUGUGCGAUGACUUCCCUAAGCCUCAGAUCACCCUGCAGCCCGAGACCCAGUCGGCCCUCAAAAACUCCAACGUAACAUUUGUGUGCUCUGCCGCAAGCUCCAGUGACUCACCCAUGACCUUUGCCUGGAAGAAAGAUAAUGAGGUUCUGAAUGAUGCAGAGAUCCACAAUCAGGCCCACCUACGAGUGCAAGAAGGUGCAGGAGGUGAGACAGAGGUGACAGAGUAUACAACCACGUUGCAGCUUCGUAACGUAGAGUUCUCCAGUGAGGGGAAGUACCAGUGCAUCAUCUCCAACCACUUUGGAUCUUCCUAUUCCACCAAGGCCAGACUCACUGUUCAUAUGCUUCCGUCUUUUACAAAGAUGCCGAUGGACUUGAGUAUCCGGGUUGGAGCGAUGGCUCGGCUGGAAUGUGCCGCCGUUGGGCACCCGUCCCCUCAGAUUGCUUGGCAGAAAGACGGAGGGACCGACUUUCCUGCUGCCCGUGAACGUCGCAUGCACGUCAUGCCAGAGGAUGAUGUCUUUUUCAUCGCAGAUGUCAAGACAGAAGACAUUGGCGUCUAUAGCUGCACAGCUCAGAACAUCGCAGGAGCUAUUUCAGCAAAUGCUACGUUAACCGUUCUAGAGACACCCCAUUUCUUGCGCCCCCUCAUUGAUCGUACUGUGGCCAAGGGAGAGACUGCUGUCCUCCAGUGCAUCGCUGGUGGCAGCCCACCUCCAAGACUGAACUGGACAAAAGAUGACAGCCCUUUGGUGGUGACUGAGCGCCACUUCUUUGCAGCAGCCAACCAGCUCCUCAUCAUCGUUGAUGCUGCAGAAGCAGACGCAGGAAAGUACACUUGUGAGAUGUCCAAUGCUCUUGGUACGGAGAGGGGCAACAUUCAUCUUGGGGUUCUUCCAAAUCCCAACUGUGAUUCUGGGGUACAAGGCAGCGGGGGGAUUAAUGCAAUGAGUGGACCAGGAUCAGUCGAGGAUGAGUGGACAGUUGUGGGCAUUGUCAUAAUAGCUGUGGUGUGCUGUGUAGUUGGGACAUCCCUGGUCUGGGUGGUCAUCAUCUACCACACCCGUCGUCGAACUGAGGACUGCAGUGUCACCAACACUGAUGAGACCAACCUCCCCGCAGAUAUCCCCAGCUACCUGUCUUCCCAGGGUACACUGGCCGACCGGCAGGAUGCCUACAUGCCAUCCGAGAGCGGCAGCAGCCAUCAGUACAUGGCGUCAUCCAUUAGUGGUUUCUACCUUCAGCCUAAAGACACGAUUGGUUUCUGCCAGCUGGAUACAGGAAGUGAAGCAGACAUGGAGGCAGCGAUCGAUCCUUUGCACUACCAAUACCAAGGUCCAAUUGGCUCGCUAAUUUACAGAGAUAACAUGUAUCUCAAUGAGCCACCUGAGGUUUACGCGGGUUCCUUCGACCAAAGGCCAGUUGACUCCUACAGCGACAGUCUAACCAAAAGGAAGGAGUUCUUGCUGUCCGAGUACUUUGACCUAUGCCCUUCUACUGUCCUGAUGCAGCUACCCAACACCAGUAAGAACCAGGAGCUUUCCCACCAGCAAUGUGAUUUCAGCCCAUCCUUUGAAAAGGGAGAAACGGUCAACUAUGGGAGACCUCAUGAGAAUAGCAGUCCAUACAACACCUUCCUGGGAACAUUCGGCAAAGCUCCUUGGAAGCCCCAAAAGGAUUUUUACACAGGAUGCAACCCUCCAUCGGUUACAUAUAAUGGAACGCUACACGAGAAUCUGUAUGCGGCUCCAGACAUUGAUUUAAUCCUUGAAGAUCGCUUUACCAGAGACUCAUCAGAGCAGAGUGACAGCAUCUACAAGCAGCCUUUUGACAGUUGUAGGACUGAUCCCAUCACACAGCGCAGGAUGAGCACUUAGCCGAGUGACUUUUUAAAGAAGACAACCAAAAACACAACAGUUCUACCUCACUGGACUUUUGCAAUAAAGGACUCCUGUAAUGUGCAACGAGUGAAUGUAAAAGACAACAAAUUGUUCCAGCAGAAACUGAAAGUAGAAUUAAAAAUGAUUCAGUUGAAAAAAGAGAUGAAUAUAUGCAUUUUUUAUAAAGUAUAUUAUAUUUUGUAAAUUGUUUAUCAACAGAUCAUUAUUUUUGCCUACUUUUUUUGUAAUGAUAUUUGCAGUCCUGCCAAUUCAUUUAUUUUAGCUCUGAGUAAGGCAUUGUUUUGCACAUAUGUAAACAAUAAAAAACACCUAAAUGUGUGCUGCUA
This is a messenger RNA of Nothobranchius furzeri (turquoise killifish), 3912 nucleotides long. RefSeq names its product leucine-rich repeats and immunoglobulin-like domains 3 (gene lrig3). Gene Ontology annotation, molecular function: protein binding. The record is from RefSeq and is a predicted model, not a curated record. Lineage: Eukaryota; Metazoa; Chordata; Actinopteri; Cyprinodontiformes; Nothobranchiidae.